Funneliformis mosseae is the source of this 1224-nucleotide messenger RNA. The record is from the annotation of a GenBank genome assembly. NCBI's taxonomy places the organism in Eukaryota, Fungi, Glomeromycota, Glomeromycetes, Glomerales, Glomeraceae.
AUGAGAAUUGCAUUUACGACGGAAACGGGUGAAGUCCAUAAUUUGGAAAUCGAUUCACAAAUGGAAUUAGAAAACAUUAAAGCUUUAAUUGAGGCCGAGAUAGGGACAGCUCCUGCCAAUCAAAUUUUAUUUUAUCACGGGCAAGAGUUAACGGAUCCAAAGAAAACUCUAGAGCAAUAUGGCGUCGUUCAAGAUGAAAUAUUGUUACUUAAAAUACGUCCUUCCAAUAAUCAAUCGUCGUCCUCAGUUGGUACACCCGGAGAAUAUGAAUUUAUGCGUCAAACUUUAUUGAGUCGACCUGACAUGUUGCAACAACUGCGUCAAAACCAAUCAGAACUUGCUAAUGCAGUAAACGAUCCACAAAGAUUUACUGAAAUAAUUCAAGAAAUGGCACAACGUAGACAUGAAGGAGAAUUACAAAGAAUGCAGCAAAUUAAUAUGCUUAAUGAAGAUCCAUAUGAUGUUGAAAAACAAAGAAGUAUAGAAGAGGCCAUAAGGAUGCAAAAUGUUUUGGCUAAUUUUUCAGAUGCAUUAGAGCAUAAUCCGGAAUCUUUUGGCAGAGUAACGAUGUUAUAUAUUGAUGUUGAAGUUAACGGACAUCCAGUGAAAGCUUUUGUCGAUUCUGGAGCUCAAGCCACUAUAAUGAGCCCUCAAUGUGCCGAAAGUUGUGGGAUUAUGCGACUUGUAGAUAACCGAUUUGCCGGGAUUGCUAAAGGUGUGGGAACGGCGAAAAUUAUAGGUCGUGUUCACAGCGCACAGAUUCGUGUCGGAACAGACUUAUUUUUAAUUUGUUCGUUUACUAUUAUGGAAGGACGUGGAACUGAUUUAUUAUUUGGGCUGGAUAUGCUUAAACGCCAUCAGGCAUGUAUUGAUUUGCAAAAGAACGCAUUAAUUAUUAAUGGUAAAGAAAUUCGAUUUUUAGCAGAACAUGAAUUACCAGAAAGUGCAAGAAUGGAAAUGGAUGAGUCGGAAGAACAUAUCCCUCAUAAUUUAGCUAGUUCUAGUGCAUCAAAUACGGAAUCACCAUCAAUUUCUUCUAGUACUAUUGUCAAUCCACCUUCCUCAAAUUCUUCUCCCCCAGUAUCUCAACAACAAUCACAAUACCCAGAUGAACAUAUUCAAAAUUUAAUUUCAAUGGGAGGUAUUACAAGAGAUGAAGCUAUUAAAUUAUUAGAUGCAGCGGGUGGUAAUGUUGAAAUUGCUGCUAGUUUAUUAUUUGGAUAG